Messenger RNA from Centruroides sculpturatus (bark scorpion), 2143 nucleotides. Its product is annotated as TGF-beta-activated kinase 1 and MAP3K7-binding protein 2-like. The transcript has 8 exons. The record is from RefSeq and is a predicted model, not a curated record. The coding region runs from base 266 to 1957 and encodes 563 amino acids. NCBI's taxonomy places the organism in Eukaryota, Metazoa, Arthropoda, Arachnida, Scorpiones, Buthidae.
AAUUUAAGCAAGAGAAUAUUUUAAAGAUUAAUCUGAAAUGCCAUGUUGAUAAUGAAGUUGAUAAUGUAAGUAAUUUAGAUAAAUGAAGACAUUCUUUCAUAUAUUAUCAAUUAAAAAGAUUAAUUUUGUUCAUUACUUUAUAAAAUGUAAGUCUAAACUGCAAGAUUAUUUCUGGGCUGUGUUACGGUAUAUUUAUUUACUGAAACUUUGCAUAAAGGUAAUUUGGAGACUGCAUCAUUAGUCAAGGAUAAGUCAGAUCACAGCAAUGAAUUCCCUAAAGACAGUUAAUGUAAAGCAGUUGGAAGAGGAGUUCAAAUCCCAAUUUCCGGAUUUGUCUAAUGAAACCAUACUGGCCUGCAUUAAUCAGCAUGGGCCAGAUAAGGAAACGUGCAUCAAGAUCUUGAAGGACAUAAAACAAAAUUACAUACCAUUGCAACAGAUGGAUAAGUUUAACAGCGAGGAAUUGAGUGAUAAGCAAGAAAUUUACGAUUUUAAAUUCAACAAUUAUGGCUUUCAAGACGAUCACAAACCUUUAGUAAAAGAUAUGGAUAAUCUGCUGAUUGUCGACAGAAAAGAAAACGUGGAUCGGAACCGCAUUGGCAAUGAAAAUUCCACUGCGGUGCUGGAAAACCAGUCGAUCCAUGUGACAAAUGGCAACUUUCUGCCUGCACGGAAAUCAUCUGCAUCCAAUGUGUACGAGCUGUCGUCUCAUUACGCAUUUAGUUCGGGAUAUGGAGAUGUUCCACAGAUCAGAAAUGCAUACAUGGUCGACCAAGGCAGAAUGCCCAAAGUAUCAACGCAGUAUGUUCCUAAUUAUGCUAGAGGCUUUUCUUAUCCCGUCACUAAUAAUGGAAAUGUUCCCUACAAUUCGCAAUUCCCUCAUCCUGUUUCUUGCUCUGGAUUUUCCGGAGAGAUGAAGACAAAAGAUUACAGCAUGCCGCUUUACGUGAUGGUCACGUCAGCUUCAACUUAUUCUUCCCCAGUAUUGACGACAGCCCAGCCACGGCUGGUGCUGCAGUCUCCCAACCUUCCGCAGUCAUCUUACUAUCCUCCAGUAUUAUCUCACUUAGCUCCUCCAUAUCAUGCCACCAGGAUAUCUCCCAUACCAUUUUCUCACUCGUCUUCGUCUUCCUCAUCUCCACACUAUCCGACUUCUGUCACUCCCACUCCCCCUCCACCUCCCCCUCCCUCUCUUUCCACUUCCAAUGCAAACGGUCCUCCCCUCAUUACAUACACUUAUCAAGGGCAGUUUUAUUUUGCUGAAAAUCAUCAGAGAAGCAACGAAAUGCCAAAUCUUCAAAAUUACAAAUUAUAUUCUGAAAAUACAUCCGGAAAUAUCAUGAACCAGAACACCAUUUUCAAUCUGCCGACUGCGAUCACGCCUCAACUUUCCGAAGUACUGUUUAUACCAGAUCACCAGAUCAAAGAAGUUAAAGAAAAUAAAGUCGAAAAGGCUUAUGAGAAAGCUCUUAUCGAUCAUCAGAAGAUGCAACUUCAAAUGCUACACUUUGAAUUAUAUAAACACAAACAGUUUUCUUAUGCGUUGAGGAAAGAUGUAAACUUGCUAGAAGAAAGACUACAGGGAAAACGGAGAAAUGAAUUUAUUAAUAUGGAAGAAAUACAGAAACUAAGAGAAGAAAAUAUGCAGUUGAGGGUUGAUUGCAAGUGCUUGACCUUAGAAGUGGACAUGCAACAGAAAGGGCAGAUGCGUUUGGGGGUGGUUGACGAAGGAUUCUACAAAAACAUCUUUACUGGCCCGCCUAUUCCAAAUCUUAACUCAGAGAAGAAACUAAAUCUCACUCCAGCUGCUAGUAAAGGUAAUCGGUAUGAAGGAGAUGAUGACGAGGACAACCAAAGUAACAAAUGGAACUGUUCGAUAUGCACUUAUGCCAAUCACCCUGCCCUGGACCUUUGUGAAAUGUGCUUUCAUUCCAGGCCUCGCCCUGCAGAUGGAUAAUCGCAUCAUUUAUCUACAUUCCAAGGCAGUUAUUUAAAGCUCAAACAUUUUCUGCUGGUCGGAAAAAAGUGUACAUAGCGUCGAUAAUAAGCACGCACGUAGUCCCACAGUGUAUUAGAUUUUAUAUGAAAAUAAUACUUAAUUGUGUCAAAUUGGUGUUGUUCGUUGUUAAUUCGCUCGUUAAAA